AUGGCUGGCAGAAAAUUUGUAGAAGUAGGUAGGGAGGGGCUGGAUCUCUUAUGUGAAUUGGAGUUGACUCCACAGUCUGAGACACCAAACAUUGUAAAGGAAUGGAAUUGCCUUCAUUUUAAUGAUGCUCAUAUAGACAGCCUACCUGAGUCCAUUGACAGGUGCAUCCAUGCUAGAGUAAUAGAGACUGCAUGUAACAGGUUAUCUUGUUUACCACAGUCCAUAUUCAACAUGCCACAGCUCAUAAAAUUGGACCUCUCUCUCAAUGCCUUCAAUUCAUUCCCUAUUGUACUAAGUGGCAUGACUAGGUUACAGAGUCUUAACCUGUCCUACAACCAUCUAUCUGAAUUACCCAUGCAGAUCAGUGGUAUGACAGGGCUUAAAGAUUUCAAUAUCGGUUUUAAUAAUUUCACUACAUUUCCCACAGCACUGUUAAACAUGAGUAAGUUAGAAACACUGACAAUAACUGGCAACAUGCUAUCUAACAUACCAGUUGAGAUCAAGGACAUGACCGGGCUUAGAAAGUUCCUUCUUUUUUGCAAUUGCUUCACUAUGUUCCCCAUAGCACUGUGUGGCAUGGCUAGCCUAGAGAGGCUAUACUUGGGUAACCUAAAAGGGCUGCAAGGGCAUCACAACCACAUAUCUUAUAUACCAGCAGAUAUCGUUUCAAUGACUGGGCUGGAAUCACUGGAUCUGGAGUCCAAUAAGGUCACACACCUGUCACCUCAGAUAAGGAAUAUGAAAAGCUUGCUGGAAUUAAAUGUGAAGGGGAACCCCCUGGUGCAACCACCAGAGCAUGUUGCUGACAGAGGACUUGAUGCAAUCAAAAGGUAUUUUGAAGCAUUAACUACCACCAAGGGAAUCCUGUCAAGUAGAAUACAGGUCAACUUGCUUGGAGAAACAGCAGCAGGAAAAACUAGUCUUUCUCACACACUGCAGAGAGGAAACCCAACACUCACAACAGUAGCAGACAGAACAAGAGUGGUGGAACAAGGAACAUGGGUAUAUGACCAAGGUAUUGUUUUCAAUAUCAAUGACUUUGGGGGACAUGAUAUGUACAAAAUAGCACAUCCUAUUUUUAUGUCCAAACACAGCUUGGCCCUAAUCACAUUUGACCUAUCAGAGUAUGAUCCAGCACGUUAUCAGUUCUACAUUGGAAACUGGAUUGACAAGGUACAAGAAAAAUUGCCAGGUAUAAAGAUGGCAAUAGUGGGAACUCAUAUUGAUCAAGUUUCAGCCUACAGUGCAAAGUGUUCUUUUAGUAUAAUUAAAAAACAACUUGAAUACCACAGGCAGAGAAAACAGAAAUGGUAUCAGUCUCAAAUAAAGAGUAUUGAGAAGAAAAUUCUGAACACAGAUGGAACCCAAACAUCUAUACUUAAAGCCUAUGAAGAUAAAAAGAGUAAACUGAUGGCCUUACAAGACCAAGUCAUAGUCAUCCAUCAUGGCAUGUUUGUGGUGAGUUCCAAGACCUCGGAGGGAAUUGAAGAACUACGAAACUACCUUACUACUGUUGCAAAAGAACGUGCUGUAAUUUUACCAGAAAUGUGGGUUGAUGCUGCCACCAUGGUUUGCAACAAGAAAUAUGAAGGCUCUGAAAAUACACUUGGCUGGGAUAAGAUACAAGACCUUAUUCUGCAGUCUGCCCCAACCCUCUGGAAAGAGAGGAGACCUUCCAAGAAAGAGCUUGAUUUGGCAACAUAUGACAUUUUAAGUUUUCUAGCUGACCGUGGUGACAUCAUUUGGUUUGAUUCAAGCCCUACUCUGAAGAAAGUUGUAUUCCACAAGCAAGAAGUUCUUGCCAAUAUUCUCAAAGCAGUCCUUAAUCAUGAUAGUGAUGCUGUUAGGUUAAAUCUCCAACAGUCCAUGAGUAUUUCAGAACCAAAAGCAAAGAAAAUCCAUGCUGACAUCUUCAGCAGAGGCAUCAUUUCCAGAGAAGCAAUGGACUGCUUAUGCGAGCCUUUCAGAUUAUUAACCACUGAAGCCGAUGUCAUGGUAGAACUGAUGCAGAAACUGGAGCUGUGCUAUCAAGUUCAGGAGGAUCCACUGGUUCCAUCCAGCAUUUCAUUCCACUUUACCUGGCUUUUUAUGCUGGAGAGACAGCCUGAGUUGGAUGAAAAAUGGCCCGGCAAAGUUCCCCCAGGCACCACACAACUAACCCUGCAGAUCUAUUUUCCAUUCAGCUGUCCAGAAGGCAUAUAUGAGAAAUUGUCUGUUCGUCAGCACAAGUACCUUGGACUUUUGAAGACCAAACGUAUUGAUUGGAAGGAUGGGGUGUAUGCAGAACUUCAAGAAUGUCAAACCCAUAUUUCCCGACAGGAAAGUCGUCGUCAUCCUGCUAGCAGCACCUCGGACAGUAUCAUCACUAUAGCCGUACGUGGAACAGACCUCUCAAAGAUGUGGUCUGUUUUUACUUGUGCUCAUGAUGACCUCAUGGACAUCAUCAAAGAAGAGUGCCCUGGGGUGUGCUAUGACAAAUACUUGGUGUGCCCCCACUGUACAAGUGAAAACUGUGAGGAUCCCACACUCUUCCCUGGAGAGAUACUGGACCAGACCUAUCUGUCUGGGGGCGUCUCUAAACCAAAACAGGUGCCAUGUGUCAAUACUGGUGUCUCCAUUCCUACAGACCUGGUCUACCCACCACACCUGACCAUGGGCUGGCAGGAAGUUGUCAAGAAGAACAAGAAUAAGCUGAAACAAAACAUCACUGAACCUUGUCUCUUUGACUUGAUUGAUGUCUUGAUCCAUGAAGGCAUCCUGUCAGACCGUGAAUCUGAGUGGAUAAAGACAUCUGAUGAAAAAAAUGCUGUUUUCUUGGACUUCCUGACUAUGAAACCAGACAAGGCAUUUGAUAUUCUCUGUCAGUUUUUUGUUGAGCAUGGGCAAUAUGAUCUUCUCAAGCUGAUCAAAUACUAA
Molecule: messenger RNA, 2916 nt
Organism: Lingula anatina
Lineage: Eukaryota; Metazoa; Brachiopoda; Lingulata; Lingulida; Lingulidae
Product: malignant fibrous histiocytoma-amplified sequence 1 homolog
Biological process (GO): regulation of apoptotic process
Cellular component (GO): cytoplasm
Molecular function (GO): protein binding
Source: RefSeq, a predicted model, not a curated record